Molecule: messenger RNA, 3683 nt
Organism: Doryrhamphus excisus (bluestripe pipefish)
Lineage: Eukaryota; Metazoa; Chordata; Actinopteri; Syngnathiformes; Syngnathidae
Gene: sinhcaf
Product: SIN3-HDAC complex associated factor
Biological process (GO): negative regulation of cell migration
Cellular component (GO): Sin3-type complex
Source: RefSeq, a predicted model, not a curated record
AGGCGUGUAUGUUCUGCGCAUGCGUACUGUCGUCUACAACUCUCGAGUCGGGCAGACAUCAACAAGAGAGCGGGUUUACGGAUGCGGGCUCCAUGUUCACCAUAUAGUCCCAUUUUAACCAAACCCAUUUACGGACUUUUUGGAAUAACUUUACGCAACUUGCAACAAGAUGUUUGGCUUUCACAAGCCAAAAAUGUACAGGAGUCUGGAUGGCUGCUGCAUCUGCCGUGCAAAGUCAUCCAGCUCUCGCUUCACAGACAGCAAGCGCUAUGAGAAAGACUUCAGGAGCUGUUUUGGACUGAGUGAAACACGAUCUGGAGAAAUCUGCAAUGCUUGUGUGCUCCUGGUGAAGAGAUGGAAAAAGCUACCUGUGGGAACCAAAAAGAAUUGGAACCACGUGGUUGAUGCCAGAGGAGGUCCUAGCCUAAAGUUAACCUCCAGGCCCAAGAAGAUCAAGUCUAUCACCAAGAAAGCCCGUCCGAGCCAGAUCAGCCGGCUGCAAAAAGAGCUUAAAAGAAACAACUCUGACGCCCACAGCACCACCUCCAGCACCUCUCCGGCCCAGUCACCCAGCUACAGCAACUUGUCUGAUGACGGCUCUGACACAGAGCUUAGCCGGGGAUCCGUACGCUCGCCUGUCUUCUCCUUUCUGGACCUAACCUACUGGAAAAGACAAAAGGUAUGUUGUGGAAUCAUCUACAAGGGUCGCUUUGGGGAGGUGCUCAUCGACCCCCACCUGUUCAAACCCUGCUGCCGCAAGAAGCAACAGCAGCAACAGCAGCAGCAACAACAACAACAACAGCAGCAGCGACACGAAGUUGACGACGAUGAUGACGAAGAAGAAGAGGAAGAGGCCGAGGCCGAUGAGGGCCAGGUGGCUGUCCGCCGGAUGACGCCCCCACCUGAGGAGCAAACAAAGGAGGCGCCGACAUGCGGGCAAAAUGCAGUGAUGAUGUCGGAAGAAGGCUGGUAAAGUCACAAAGCUCACACAUCUCUGGAAAAAAGGUCUUUUUUGUCCUUCUCAACAAGCACUUAUAAGAAGGAGUCUACUCACGCCGCCUUCGACAAAGCAGCUGAAAAUCUUUGGUCUUCUCCAUUACAACAAUGCUGGAGGUUUGUUUGUUGUAUUUAGAUGGUUAAUGUAUGAACUUUUGUGUUUUUAUUUUAUUUAAAAUAGUCUCACCUUCCUGACAAAUGGACCAUUGUCUGUAUUUUUUUUUUUUCUGUCGUUAGAUACAUGCUGGAGUUUUAGUUUGCUGGUACGUUUGAAUUUCACAAUGCAAUAGAUCCCAUUUCUUCCUGAAGAUGGUGCUGCUUUUAAGUUUGUCACCCAAAACAGUUAGUUAGAAAUGACCUCAUCCUCAAGAAAAUCAGCAUGCAUAGUGUAUAUAGAAUGUGAACACAACGCUGUAAAAAAAAUGAGACUGUAAUGAAUUUUUUUCAAAACUUUUCCCCCCCCCUACCAAAAAAGUAUGUGGCCUUUGACAAAUAGAAAAAUAUUGUCUGCUACUAUUGCAUACUUUAAAAUGAAUACCGUAUGUCUGUUUAAUGCCAUGUCUACUUUAACAGCUCUGAUACAGCAGGAUUUCUGUGUGAAUGAGACAAAAAGUUACCACAGUCUUCAUAUUUUCUUGUCAAAUUUUUUUUCAUUGUCAGUGGAAUUGUGUAGGUUAUCUUUAAACGCUGACUUAUUUUAACAGUGCUGUGUUCACUUUCUACACCCGCUGUAAUAAUCCAGGGUGACUAACAAUUUCACUCACAUCUGUUCAGAGAACUUUUUCAUCCCGUUCCUAGUAAAUGUUAUUCAUUAAUGGCGGCCUCUUCCCGCUCACUGAGUACCGGUACACACUGCAUGUGCACAGUAGCGUUAAUGUGAUCCACUCCCAAGUUAAAAGAGUUUGUUUGUCAACAGGAUUAAGUGUCUGUGUGUUGAAAUACUCCCAUGGGAAAAUAAGGCCUAUUCACAGCUCCAACAGCAAAUACACCAGCCUUACUCUUCAUGUCACAGCUUAUAGAUGGGGGGUGUCCACAGUGCUGCUCAGGGGUCAUUUUCGCCCCACAGCUCUUUUUUUAAAAUCGGCAUAUUCUAAAAAUAGAAAAAACAUUAAUGUGAGACACAUGAGAUAGCACACUCAUUUGCGUGGUCACCUAUAACACAUACUGUAGCGAAGAUGUGGGAUUUCUUUCUUAGUCAAUAUUGACCUACAUGUUGAUUGUGUUUAGCAUCUUUAAGCUACAAUAUGUAUCAAAGUGGCCACUCGUCCUUCAGUUUUUCUAUAUGUGGCCCGCAAUGGUAAAAGCUUGGACACCCCUGGUUUAUAGUAUUUAUUCCAGAUUGGUUUUGAGGAACAACAAAACAAGGGACAGUAGUUAUAUUUAUUAUUGUGGCCUCAGCAACACGUAGUGCAUUUUUUUUCACCUGAUGACCUGCAAGCCCACUCUCAUCGAAAGAUCCGAUUAUCUCAUGCAUGAGUCUACUAAAUUGCAUGGCCUUAUAUAAACUUGUAAAUCUUACUUUUUAUUUUUUUGGGAUCAAUUUCUCUUGAGCUUAUUUUUGUAUGUAAACAAAAAAAAAGAAAACUGAAAAACAAACGUGUCUUUGCAUAACAAUAACACACAAUAUGACAGCGAAAACACCUUAUCAAUCUAUAGUCACUCAGCAAUACGAAUCAGUCAUUUGUCACUCCUGGGUCAGUAUAAGAUAACUUUAUACAAGCUGAAGUUUUAUGCCAUUGUCUCAUAAUAUACCACAAAUGUGUUGUGAUACUCACUUGUCUGUUUAUUAGGCACCCACAUAUCUUUUUUAAUCAAAUAUGUGUUAAAUUGUUGUGUUGUAUAAGUUACUCCUAACAUUCAACUUACCUGAAUUUGUGUUGGCACAAUUUGGAUGCCUCAUAGAGCUUCAAAAUUACAGCUAAAAUAGAAAUGUGUUGUGUACUCAAUAAAUGCACAAGUGAGUAUAAUAUAAUUUUAUUCAUCAAGAGAAAGCCAAAGCACAUUAGAUUCACCCAAUGUAAAAAUAAACAAUGCAGGUUUUCUAUGGACACUGUCCGAGGUCAUUUGUAUGUAUGUGUAUGUUAUUCCUUAAAAAAAAGAACACUAAUAUGAAAUUUCACACGUGAUGUUGUAGUUGGGAUACAGCAGUGGUGUUCUGUAUAUAGUGGGCUAGGUUGGCCUUAUGCGGCCCUGACGGGGGUUUCUUUAUUUAUUUAUUUCUUAUUUAUUUCUAUUGUUGCAUCCCUGCUUCUCAAGUAUAUACUUUGAAUUCUUUCCCCACUUAUGCUUAAUAUACAUUUUAAUGGAAAAAAGCGAUUGUAAUUCUUUUGCCAGGUUUGUUUCACAUGGCAUCAAAAGACUGGUUGUCCAUACUUGUGAAGUGUUAAAUAUUUAUUUUGCUCAUCAUUUGAGUUGUGUGCAACCUAACUUAUUAUCUGCCGUCAUCACAUUAGGUGUGUGUCAUGUAGCCUCGGCAGCUGGUAGACUGCAACCAAACUUGUACUCCCCCCCCCCCCCCCCCCCUUCUAGCUUGUAGCUUAGAAACGCCGCCCAUCAGUAGGAUCCAUACAGAGCUUAGACUGCAUGUACUGUUGCUAUGCAUUAUUUCGCUUACAAGUUAGAUGAAGCAGUUUUGUAUUUUUUUAUACAUCAUGUACUUUUUUUACUUGUCCCUUAAUAAAAGUAAU